CAGGGAAGCAAAGAAAGGAGCUGAGUGGAAUCCUCCAAUAUUUUUUCUAAGGCAAAAUAACGACACAGAUAGAACUUCUACUCAAAGAUCAUAGACACGAUGCUGCCUCCCAUGGCCCUCCCCAGCAUGUCCUGGAUGCUGCUUUCCUGCCUGAUGUUCCUGGCUCGGGUCCAAGGUGAAGACUCCCAGAAGGAUGUGCCCACUCCAUGGAUCAGCUGUCCCAAAGGCUCCAAGGCUUAUGCCGCCCACUGCUAUGCCUUGUUUAUGACACCAAAAUCCUGGAUGGAUGCAGAUAUGGCCUGCCAGAAGAGGCCCUCGGGACACCUUGUGUCUGUGCUCAGUGGGUCUGAAGCAUCCUUUGUGGCCUCCCUAGUCAAGAACAGUGUGAACACCUACUCAAAUAUCUGGAUUGGGCUCCAUGACCCCACAGAGGGCUAUGAGCCCAGUGCAGGUGGAUGGGAGUGGAGUAGCAAUGAUCUGCUGAAUUACUUGGCCUGGGAAAGAGACCCCUCCACUGUCGCAAACCCUGGCCAUUGUGGGAGUCUGUCAAGUAGCACAGGAUAUCCGAAAUGGAAAGAUUACAACUGUGGUAUGAGGCUACCCUAUGUCUGCCAGUUCAAGGACUAGAUCUGGGGAGACGUGAGGAACCUGAGUUUUGCAUGCCACUCAUCAUGGACAUGGGACCAAGUGUAAAGAAUACCCCUGAAAGAAACAUUCUCCUAUACCUCUAAACUUGACCACCUCAUUAUGACCUUCCCUUCCUCUCAGCCUCAUUUCAAACUCCUCUGUGUCUUCCAUAAUUUAAGUUUCAAAUGGUAAAAUAAAAAAUAAAUAAAUUUAGUCUGUAAUUG
Molecule: messenger RNA, 851 nt
Organism: Callorhinus ursinus (northern fur seal)
Lineage: Eukaryota; Metazoa; Chordata; Mammalia; Carnivora; Otariidae
Product: lithostathine-like
Source: RefSeq, a predicted model, not a curated record